AUGUCUCAAAGUUAUUCUUCACCUCAUUCUCGUGGGCAACGGAAUGUUUGCUUCACUGCUCCCGGUGAGAAUGCACCGAACAACCUCGAUGGCAAAACAGCCUGGGACAUCGGAGAUGUUCUUCAGGGGAUAAUGGAUGUGCGCGCUGCUGGCCCUAUAGAUGUGUCUUCAUAUAACUCUCUACGGCCUGUACCGGGAUUUUCGCCCUCUGGCAUAGAUUUACAAGCACAUGUUGCGGCUACACCGUCGUGGCGCUUUGUUGAUAGCGGUUUUAAUGGCGAUUUGUUAGAACAACAUCCUGGGUUUAAUCUCACCUCCACUCAUCAGCAGCCAUGGAGCCCCGUACGAGUUACUGGAGUUGCUGAAAACGCAAUGCCCCGAAGUAAUCACGAAAGGCAGAGGAGUGGUGUCCAUGGUACAGAUAUAUAUAUGUCCGGCAAUUGUCAAAAUAUACACUCAGAUUUGGUUAGUCAAAUCAAUGGCCCUGCCAUAUCAGACCCCGGUUAUGGUACCGGAAGCCCAGCAACGACGUCCGCUGUCAGCUCCUUUCAAAUUGAACAUAUCGUUCAUCCAUCUAUGACACCUUCGUAUGGAGACCCUCCACACAACUAUCCACUAUUGUACAAUCAACCUACCCUCAGUCAUCAGCAGCAGGAGCAGAGUUGGCAAGGUGGUAGUGAGGUCACAUCAGAAGCAAACGAAACACAGUUUUCCUGCGACGUAGGGGAGUGCGGAUGGACUGGGAAAUGUCAAUCAGAUAAAAAAAAACACAUGCUGCGUCAUCAGAAACGUUUCCGUUGUGAGGAGCAAGGGUGCAGUCGAACGCAAGGCUUCGGGACGAUCAAUGACUUGGAAAGACAUCAGAAAUGCAUUCAUGGAAUAGAGCCCAGGCAUGGAAACCACAAAGAGUUCAAGUGCUUUGCGGAAAAUUGUUCAAAGAGGGAAAAGAUCUGGCCUCGAUAUGACAAUUUCAAACAGCAUCUGAAACGCAUGCAUAAGGACGAAGAUACGGACCACCUUAUCCAGCUCUCGCUACAUUGGUUCGAAUCCAUAAGGCGGACUACUGGGAACACUUUCCGGGAGUAUCAAACGCCCACUAGUUCACAUCCGCAACGAGAAGUUACUGAUCCACAUACCUGUAGGUCUAGAAUUCUUUUUGAUAAAGGCCAAAUCAAUAAUCAUCAGUCCAUCCGCGUUGAGACCGUCGAUAUGGGUAAUGGUGCUCUGGUCCAUGGUUCCAAUUAUCCAUUGCAUAUUCAGUUAAACGCCCAUCAUUUUGUUAAUCAGCCUUUCAACCACUCGAUCAAUUCUGACGCUUCAUCUCAGAAUUGCUCUGGCUCUUUGGGGGAAGGUUGUAUGCCGGAAGGAAACGAUCAAACUGGCCGGGACUAUCCCCCACCCGAGCGAAAUCUUGGUCAGUGUUUUGAACGCAACGGUGGAGAUGAGCAAUUGUCCUCUUUUCUUUUUAGUGGAAUGGGUCAAGGCCAAGAAUUUCUGUCUAGCAAAGACUCUGUCACAGAGGUUGUGAUAGGUUUGUUCAAAGCAUUGGGAGCAGAGAUGUACAUUUCACCUCCAGGACAAUUGCAGAAAGUUGGCACUGACAUAUCAGCUGCUGCUGCUGUCCAUGUUUCACAACGGCAGGCUGACUCUACCCUUCCCUCAUCAAUCGAGCUCCUUAAUGACGGGUCGAUUGAGUCCAGAGCGAAGGUGUUGCGCGAGUUACUCACCACUAGUUUGCAACAGCUAGAGAUCUGGCAAACCCUCCAAGAUGCACCGCCUCGAGAAUUAACUGCUCAGCCUACUCAGAACGACCCCCUGCCAUGCCUCAGAAAAGGUCGUUUUAGAUGUAGAUAUAAAGACUGUACACGAGAGACAGAACGACUCUCUGAGAUGAAGAAACAUGAGAAACGUCACUAUCGGCCGUACGGAUGUACUUACCCCAGGUGCUUCAAAAAAUUCGGUAGCAAAGAUGACUGGAAACGCCACGAGAAUACCCGGCAUUUCCAGAUCCAGUGCUGGCGUUGUCCAGAAAGAGGUCAUCCGGCUAGGGCAAAAGAAAUAAGCAACAAAGACGAGACGUUAAUGGAAAGACCCGACCAUGAAGGUUUUCCCGUGGCUCUCUGUAUGACUAGUUCUCAAUUUGAUUGUGCCCGCAUAUUUGAUCGUGCAUAUAAAUUUUCUCAGCAUCUCCAGUCCGAACAUUCUUACGAUGAGGCAAAAGCUAAAGUGAUCGUGAAAGAGAAUAAAAUCGGACGGAAUGGACAGUUUAAGUUCUGGUGCGGGUUUUGUCGCAAGCUCAUCUCAUUGCACAGCGAGGGUUUGGAUGCUUGGGAUGAGCGGUUUCAUCAUAUUGACAACAAGCAUUUCAAGAUGAGAGAAGAGAUUGCUACUUGGCUUCAUCCAGAGGGCCAUCUUACCAAACAAGAUGAAGAGAAGGAAAAUACAACCGGUGACGCAUCAGAUGACAGCGAAGAACCGGAGAGAUAUGGAGGCGAGGGAACGAACAGCCGAAGCUGCGAUGGCGGAGGAGAACCACCAGAAAAGGCUCCGGGACCUUCCGCUCCUACUAAGACAACCCAUAUGAAUGUGAGCGCAUCGAUUCAGCGACCUUCCACGAAUUCCAACCUUAGGCACCCUCGCCGUUCUCGGGCUGCAGUGAAUCAGAUUCCAACUCGGACGACAGACGCAUCAAGUGUCGCUCUACCCACUAAACGGAAAUACGAUUCCGGUACAUCGGGAUCGUUUUUGAAUGCUAGUAUGCUCACUCAACCCUCUUCGAGCUCUGACCCGUCGGCGAUGAUCUUCAAUUCGCAACAAACGGUACCAGCGGCCACUGGACCCCGAAGAACCAAUCUAAACAACCUCGGUUUACUUGCGCAGAAUAACUACAGAUUCAAUUUAAAUGGACUCAUUCCUAUUGAAAACAAGUUUCCAGAAUCGACGAUUAUUACAUGUGUAAGCCCAGUCUACCGUUUCACCUGCAAGCGUUAG
Messenger RNA from Paracoccidioides lutzii Pb01, 2991 nucleotides. RefSeq lists its product as hypothetical. Gene Ontology annotation, cellular component: nucleus. Bases 1 to 2991 code for a protein of 996 amino acids. The transcript has 5 exons. Gene Ontology annotation, biological process: regulation of transcription by RNA polymerase II. The record is from RefSeq and is a predicted model, not a curated record.